This is a messenger RNA of Ambispora leptoticha, 375 nucleotides long. NCBI's taxonomy places the organism in Eukaryota, Fungi, Glomeromycota, Glomeromycetes, Archaeosporales, Ambisporaceae. The record is from the annotation of a GenBank genome assembly.
UAUUGAUGACAAAUCAAGCAAAUUACUUCAGCCAAUGUUAAAUGAACUUGCAUCUAAACAUCCUGUUGUACAACAAAAAGAUUACUAUCUUAACAAUAUUUUUACAAGAGAAUCAUGGUUGUUUAACAAGGUUGAAGAUAAUGAAAUUAUACUGAAUAUUAUUAAGAGUGAUCUUAUGCAAUAUUUUUGCAAUAAAGAGCGUGCAAUGUCAAAAGAGCAAAAGAAUCAUAUUAUAUAUAGUGGUUCAACUGAUGCUGCAUUGAAAGAAAUUCUUCAUAUUUAUUCAAUACAGGGUAAUGAUAUUUUCUAUUCAUAUGAACGUGGAACUACAGAAAGAGACCUAUUUCGACCUGCUGAAAUGCAUUUUAAAUAUCG